Molecule: messenger RNA, 2340 nt
Organism: Varroa destructor (honeybee mite)
Lineage: Eukaryota; Metazoa; Arthropoda; Arachnida; Mesostigmata; Varroidae
Product: zinc finger protein 569-like
Source: RefSeq, a predicted model, not a curated record
AACAGAAGGAACUCAAUUGAACCAUACGAGUUAGCAGCGAGUAACGAUACCACGAAUAGAUAUGUUUCGUUAUACUGCGCCAGUUUCACGAGGAAAUACAAUCGUUGAUGGUGGUUAGCCUGAAAGGUGUAUCAUUUUUUACUUUUAGAGGAUGACAAAGUGGCCUAGUGGUGCGCAAGUCUCUUUUAGGUUUGAAUUUGUGUAAAUUUUGUCUGUAAAAUUUGUUUGUAAUUGUUGUCUACAACAACACUGUUGUAAUGUCAUGACGUAACAAAGAAGUGUCAGCUCACGUAUUUUAGUAUUUGAAGCAUAGUAUUAAGUUUCAUCUUGACGUCCAAAAUACGCCACUAGUAACGUUCAAAUAUGCCAAAAAUAAGACAAGUUUCCGGUGUUAGCGGCCUAGGUGAAACUGCUGACCCUAUGGAAUUUGACCCGGAGUUCUUCGGCUUUGAAAUCGUCGACGAUAUCCCGAUAUUGCACUGUCCUGCCGUGGGAGGUGACGUCGAAAAGGGUACUAGUCCAAAGAAAAAACAACAACUUUCACGCAGACGGAUAGUCCAACAAUUUUCGGCAGUUAUAUCUAGGGCAAAUUUAACGUCAAACGGAAUCAGUCAAUCUGGUCUGGUACGAUGGGCAGCACCUGCAAAGAAGUGGGCUGUCGCGACCAAGAAGUUUACCUGCGGAUUCGCAGGCUGCGGUAAAGUUUUUGCUCGGAAGCAGAGUUUACACGAACAUUUGGGUGUUCACUCGGACGAACGACCAUAUAAAUGCAAGAGCUGUGGAAAGACUUUCAAGCGGGCUUCGCACCUUAUCGCUCACAGACGUCUGCAUACGACGGUCAAGCCAUUUCUCUACCAAGUUAACGGGACCGCAUUUGCUCACUCUCGUAUUAUAAAGCAUGCCACCAACGAAUGUCGCCCCUUCAAGUGUCCACACUGUCUAUUUGAAGCGGCUAGACAGGAUGCCGUUGACGCACGCGUCCGUGAAGCCCAUGUAUCUCCUGCUGUAGAUAAUUCAAAUUGUUGUUCUCCGUUGGACUGCUCGAUAUGCAUUUACCGCGAGGUAAUCAAACAAGAUAUUGAUGAGCAUAUGAGUCGUUCGCAUGUUCAUCUACGAAAGUUUAGCUGUCCCUAUUGCGAGUAUAGGGCUCACACAAAAAGCCGUCUAGACACGCACUUGUUAUUACACACAGGUGAGAAACCUCAUUCGUGCAGCGUGUGCCGUCGACGAUUUCGGCAAAAACGUCAAAUGGAGACUCAUUAUGCACGACAACAUCAGGAUCGUGCGAGGACAGCAGACAAUAAGAGGAAGAUAGUCGCAAAGGGCUGGGAAAUUCACCAAGAGUUGGAUAUCGGCCCCGAUGAUAUGGAGAUAGAAUAUGCGUUCGACGAACAUGUGGAACCGAACGAAGUAAUAUCUACUUCUGAAUAAUUGAGACUUUGUGGUUGCAGUAAGUUUUGUUUAUCACUACUAUAAUUAAACUGAGUGAUUUAUCGUUAAGAAAUAUCGCGGCAUUGUUCUCUCCGGGCUACACAGAUGAGCAUGGAAAAGGAAUCGCGUCCCUGUGCAUGGUUUCUAUUUGUAUUAACUGUAUUUUACCAGUUGCAUAAGCAUAUUUUAACGAAAACGCCAGUUCCAAUAUGUGCAAUUAUUGGUUGAAUGACAACGACGGCAAAACGUAAUGAACAACAAUUAACACAUGUGACUACUAAGUAACCCGUUUGUUUCUAAUUUUCAUAAUUUGGUUAAUUCUAACUGGUAGAAGCGUACCCUGGUACUUUCGAGACAGCCAAUGGCCGAUCAUCCACAUUUACCCUUUCAUUGUUACUGUUAUGUUAUAUAGAUGAUAUAUAUCGAAAUAAACGGCACGUAAACUUUGGACGCACCCAUAACGAAAUCGUCACGAGAAAAUCAAUUAUGAAGACCUUUGUGAUAGCGCGAUUAGAUUAGAGCAAGUAAGUUAAAUAGAGAAACCCAUAGCAAACUCGGAUGUACGAAUCAAUAAUUAAACAGAUGUUAAGUCAUUAAGAACGUCUUGUAAGCCUGCCCGAUACGCAACAAUAUGUUGUCAGGUUUCACUUUGCUUUUAUGGCCUUAUUACUGGUGGUAUUAAUCACGAUCAAAAACCUUAGUGGUAUAUCUAUAACAGCGGUAGUUAUACUGAGCACAACUAAAUAAAAAUCUUGCCGAAUUGAUAAAUGCCGUAUGUAUUUCGGCAUGACUUGAAGAUUUGCAGUAACACACGACAAACGAAAAAAGUCACAGGAUAGUUACAAUUUUUUUGUUUACGUGUUUAGCAGAGGUGAUAUGUGUGGCUAGAAGUUUUAGUUAGACCAUUGU